GUGGUCUCAUUCUAAGGACAACACAGACAGGGCUUCUGUAUCAGUCAGCAAUCCCGUUCUCUUUGCGAGGUAAUGGAUCAAAACAAUCAGGAGGAGCAGCAGCAGCAGGAUGAAGUUGUUACUAUUCCUGAAUCACCACAUGAGAAGACUCCUUUCUCAGAUUCAGAGCCAAGACAGUUAUCUCCUGCUCCUCUACCCCCACUCCGGCCUCCCCCACAGCAACGACCUCAAUCAACAUUUGAAGCUGGUAGUUCUGCAACAUUACCUGCCCGACCUUUAUCAGCUAGCGUUGACUACUCUACUGGAGAUUUAAUUUACGAUAAAUUACCAGAGACUCUCCCAAGACCUCCGAAAUCUACUCCGGCUCCUUCCAUGAAACCAGUAAUUGAAGAAAAGAAUAUGGCAGAGGUGAAACAAGAGGAGCCCGUUGAAGAAGUAGAGAAGAAACCACCACCAGCAGAAGAAGGGGAGGAUGAUUACCCCAGGGACUACAAGACGUGCACAAUUAUUACCAUGAUACUCUGUAGCCUCAUACUAAACGUCUUCUCCUUUGCCUGUCUCGUCCCUGCCUAUUAUUAUUCUUCUCAAGCUAAAUUGAAGUAUAAAGAUGGAGAAUUUGAUGACGGGGUUAAAUUGGCUAAGAGGUCCUUGGUACUUAACCUCAUCACAGUGAUAUGCACGUUUCUAGCCGUCUUGCUUAUUUUUAUCAUAGUUAUGGUAGCAUUUGGUGCUGCAGGAUUAUUCUGAGCUAUAAAAUGAAUUAUCAGUGAUUAUUAUUAUUAUUGAUUAUUGUCGCUCUCUUUUUAUUAAUUAACUAACAUUGCAUUUUCCGAUCUUCAGUUUUUAUCUUCUUUCCUUAUCAGUUUGUGGUUACAAUGGUUAUUACAAUAAAACAGUUUAAUUAAUUAAUUUA
This is a messenger RNA of Amphimedon queenslandica, 913 nucleotides long. RefSeq names its product proline-, glutamic acid- and leucine-rich protein 1-like. The transcript has 4 exons. The coding region runs from base 73 to 747 and encodes 224 amino acids. NCBI's taxonomy places the organism in Eukaryota, Metazoa, Porifera, Demospongiae, Haplosclerida, Niphatidae. The record is from RefSeq and is a predicted model, not a curated record.